AUGGGCCGAGGUCACAUAACUAAACGCGAGCUGUGUAUACAGCGGAUGAGGGAGAUCCAUGAGCUGUCGAUGCUCGCCGUGGACAAUGAGGCACAGAGGCCAAAUUUCCUAGUUAGAUACCCUACCGUGGCUGGACUGAUUAAGGAUUUUGAGGCGGCUCACCUCAAAAUAAUCCAAGACGCCUCAGACGAGGAGUUUACCGCGGAAGACGCAAUCCGUAAAGAAUUCGAUACGAUACGCUUCGGAGUAAUCGGGCGUUAUGAGAAAUUUGUGGGCGCCGACCGAGCGGCCGCCGCGGCCGCUCAGGCCCCGGUCCAAACGUUGUCUAUCCGACUGCCCAAAAUCUCACUUCCGGAAUUCUCGGGAGAUCUCGCGCUUUGGCCCUCGUUCAUCGCGUUGUUCAACGUUUCUAUUCACGAGAAUCGGAGCAUCUCCUCCAUGGAGAAGUACCAAUAUCUGGUAGCCUCAUUGAAAGGAGAAGCGCUCAACGUCGUGAAGAACCUCCCCCUCUCCGCCGAUAACUACGCGAUAGCCUACGACGCCCUGAUUUCGCGAUAUCAGAAUAAGCGGAACUUAGCGGAUUACCACGUGGACUUAAUGCUAAACGCCAAGCCGUUAAAAUUGGAGUCAGCCGCCCCUCUCCGCACGUUGUUGAACACAUUUACCGAAAAUACGCAAGCAUUGAACUUGUUAGGGUUCCCCACGGGCUCUUGGGACUAUUGA
Messenger RNA from Temnothorax curvispinosus, 723 nucleotides. RefSeq lists its product as uncharacterized. The record is from RefSeq and is a predicted model, not a curated record. Lineage: Eukaryota; Metazoa; Arthropoda; Insecta; Hymenoptera; Formicidae. The coding region runs from base 1 to 723 and encodes 240 amino acids. The transcript has a single exon.